Molecule: messenger RNA, 5015 nt
Organism: Varanus komodoensis (Komodo dragon)
Lineage: Eukaryota; Metazoa; Chordata; Lepidosauria; Squamata; Varanidae
Gene: GPT2
Product: glutamic--pyruvic transaminase 2
Exons: 11
Coding region: 297-1955 (552 amino acids)
Biological process (GO): biosynthetic process
Molecular function (GO): pyridoxal phosphate binding; L-alanine:2-oxoglutarate transaminase activity
Source: RefSeq, a predicted model, not a curated record
CACGGGUGCCAGACGGCCGGGAGCCUGCGUCCUCCCUGCGCGCAGCCAUCAGCACGGAUCUGUCUCCCUGCUGGGGAGAUUCGGCUCCGACCUCCUCCCUCCCCGGCUAAAGUUGCUCGCCCUGCGAAGCCGAGCGUGCCUUCGUAGCAUCCAUUCCGUUUCCUGGGCUUGCUCAUGAGGACCGAGCGCAUCGCCUGCGCGCCAGCGGAGAUCUCUCUUCGGGGACCUCGCGGGGGGCACUGAUUCCUUUUGUUCGCUUCCCCCGCGUGCAGAAGGGCCCUCCGAGGCGGAGCAGCAUGCAUCGCUUUUCGGGGCUCGCCGCUCGCCCGGGCUACCCCAAGGACAGGCGAGAGGCGGCCGUGCGCUUCGUCGCCUCGCUGGUGGCCGGCAAGGAGCCGCGGCGAGCGCCGCAUCAGCGCCCCGCGGCCCGGCCCCCCCGGCUGCAGGCGGUGCCGGUGCGCCGGAGCAGCGCCGCCAAUGCCUCCGCCGUGCAGGUCAAGGAGAAGCCGGUCCGCGAGAAGAUCCUCACGCUGGAGUCCAUGAACCCGCAGGUGAAGGCGGUGGAGUACGCCGUGCGGGGGCCCAUCGUGCUGAAGGCGGGCGAGAUCGAGAAGGAGCUACGGAAGGGCAUCAAAAAGCCUUUCACGGAGGUCAUCAAAGCCAAUAUUGGUGAUGCUCAUGCCAUGGGACAGCAGCCCAUUACUUUUCUUCGCCAGGUGGUUGCCCUCUGUACCUACCCAAACCUCUUGGACAGCCCAAGCUUCCCAGAAGAUUCUAAGAAGAGAGCGAGACGGAUCCUGCAAGGUUGCGGUGGAAACAGCUUAGGUGCCUACAGCGCCAGCCAAGGAGUGAACUGCAUCCGGGAAGAUGUUGCCGCGUACAUCGAACGGCGAGAUGGAGGGGUUCCCGCGGACCCGGACAACAUCUACCUGACAACGGGGGCGAGCGACGGCAUUGCUACUAUUCUAAAACUCCUGGUGUCCGGAGGGGGAAGAUCUCGAACCGGUGUGAUGAUCCCAAUCCCCCAGUAUCCCUUGUAUUCGGCAGUCAUUUCAGAGCUGGAUGCUGUUCAGAUGAGCUACUACCUUGACGAAGAAAACUGCUGGGCCCUGGACGUGAAUGAGCUUCGCCGGUCCUUGAACGAGGCCAAGGCGUACUGCAGUCCAAAGGUCCUGUGCAUCAUUAAUCCAGGAAAUCCCACAGGUCAGGUUCAAAGCAGAAAAUGCAUUGAAGAUGUGAUACAUUUUGCCUGGGAGGAGAAACUCUUUCUUCUGGCUGAUGAGGUAUAUCAAGACAACAUCUAUUCAAAAAACUGUCAGUUUCAUUCUUUCAAAAAGAUCCUUUACGAGAUGGGACCAGAUUACUAUAACAAUGUGGAACUUGCGUCUUUUCACUCCACCUCCAAAGGAUACAUGGGCGAGUGUGGUUACAGAGGGGGCUACAUGGAGGUGAUUAACUUGCAUCCAGACAUUAAAGGGCAACUUGUGAAGCUCCUGUCGGUCCGUCUGUGUCCGCCAGUCUCGGGCCAAGCAGCUAUGGACAUUGUAGUGAACCCGCCAGUACCUGGGGAGGAAUCGUAUGCACAGUUCAUCAAGGAAAAGGAGUCCGUCUUGAGCAACCUUGCCAAAAAAGCCAAACUGGCAGAAGACACGUUCAACCAGGUUCCAGGGAUGCACUGCAACCCCCUUCAAGGAGCCAUGUAUGCUUUUCCACAGAUCUUUAUCCCUUCCAAGGCCAUUGAGACGGCAAAGGCUCAUAAAAUGGCUCCUGACAUGUUCUACUGUAUGAAACUUCUGGAGGAAACAGGGAUUUGUGUCGUUCCUGGAAGUGGGUUUGGCCAAAGAGAAGGAACUUACCACUUUCGGAUGACCAUUCUCCCUCCAGUAGAGAAGCUGAAGAUCUUGCUGGAAAAAGUGAAAGACUUCCACAUAAAAUUUCUGAAAGAAUAUUCUUAAACCAAACAAAGACUGUGUUUCUCUUUCUCCCUUUCUGGAGUCAAUCUGGAAAGCCAGACAAAGCUGUGAAAGAAAAAAUGAUUUUUAAAAAUCUCCUUUAAUCACAUCCACAGUGGAAUAGCUAAAGACCCAGCUGUAAAACUGAGUUCAUCUGGCUCAAGCAUCUACUGUGGACUAUCACACGCUGUUUUGAUUUUAUGGAAAGAAAUGGAAAUAAGGGCAGGAAUUGGGUGUGGGGGGAGGAUGAUUUUGUGCCUUGAUCCAAACUUGCAUUCUCGGCAGGCUGGCCUGGUGAAGGAAGAAAAGGGAGGCCUUAGUAAGAACAGUUGACUCGGUUACCGCUUGAAAACAGUGAGAUAGCAAAAAUCUACCUUUGUUCUUAAAAUAAUGGAAGCAAAGCUUGCCUUAGCUGGCAGUUUAGUGUCAAUGAGCACCCUUCUAUGGGGUCAAAAACAACAAUACACAUCUAGAAAAAAUCCCUUUUUACCAGAACUGUUUUAAAAACUGCAGGAUUUGGAGGGACUAGAGCAGCAUAGCGUUUGUCCACGUUCUUCUGCAACUCCUGCCUCUUAUAUUUGAUGAGGCUGCACAGAGAUGUUGCUUUUCUGGAUUGCAACUGCUUUUCUGGAUUGCUGCAGAUGUUUAGAUGCAUUAUUUGAGCAUUACACCCAACUAUAGGCCGGGGACAGAUACUGAUGGCCCUCCUGCCCUUCCGGCCUGCUUCCAUCCCGAAGAAUGUGCAUUGUAGCAGAAUGCCAGCCAGCUCCCAGCCUGCAGGCAAGAGGCAUGCGUCAAGAUUUUCCAUUUCAGUAUUAAGAAAAGGCCAAAACGUUGCCCAGGAGAACCAAAUGAGUAUUGCUGGCCCAGCAUGUAGACUGUAGCACCAGAGUCUUUGCAUGGAAAAGAAUAAUGGGAAUCUUUUUGUUUACGAGCACGAGCUUAAAAAAAGCAAGACGAAAACAAGGGGUGCGUAGAAACAAGGGGAAGUACAGAUCCUGUUAGAAUAGUGCAGCCCUAUCUGCAUUUGGCUAGAUCCUGCUUCAGAAAUACUGCGGUCGUUAGACAGAGAAGCGAGCAUUCUUCACUCUCCUCUGAAGGCCAGCUUAGCAGGACCGAAAAUGCUGAUGUUGGAGGAAGCUUGCCAGUAUGUCCGAUGGACUGCCAUUUUGUUUCGCUUUGUUUUUAGCAGAGAGCUGUCCUUCGCUUCAGUAUCCUGGGGGACUGAUGAUGCUUUGCCCUGCCGGGCAAGCUGGCAUCCUUGUCCAAAUUUUGAGCCCCCUUUCAGGACCGCAGCUUUAAUCCAGCUGGAGGUUCUGUGAAAAACAUUCCAUUCCAUUCCAUUCCAUUGCAGUGGGUUAUAUUUCUAGCUUCCAAAAGGCUAGAAAUGGUUUGCCCAGGAUGUUUGCAAUGAGUCUGAAUAAUAAGCAGCUGUAGCAUUUGAUUUGUCGCAGAAGUCAUCACGCAUUUUGGUCUCCUUCGGUAAGUCUAGCUUUGCACUGUAACAUCGUCCCAUUGCGUUGCUCAUUUUGACUUCAGUCGAAACAAAACUGACAAGCACCCCCAACUGCUACUCUGUCCCCCAUUCAUUGCGCUUCGUAGUAAGCCCUUCCGUGUUGGUCCAUCUGGGAGAGGUUACGAUAUGUUGGAAGGACAUUUCUCCGCUGAUCAUAUUUCAGUCUUAUUUAUCAACUUGGCUUAAUGUUUUGCCCAAGUUCCAGAAAGGGGGAGAAGAUUAAAACGGGUGGGUCCAUUGGUUGGAGACUAGAUGCUUGACUAGGACCACAAUCCUGGACACCCUGACAGGGAGUGAAUCCUAGUGAGCUUCCAUUUAACAGCCUGGUGCUCUCCCAGAAUGUUUUGGCCUGCAACACCUGACCUUGGGCCAUGCUGGCUGAAGCUGAUGGGCCCUGACGUCCUAAGCAUCUCACGGAACCAGGCUGGUCAUCACCUUGAAAAAUGCAGAGAGGAAUUUGAAAGAGGCAAAUAGCUGUCUUACUGAUGAAUUCUUAGUAGCCACACAAGCCCAUUGUCCAACACCGGCUCUGAGAACAUCCGGACCAGGGCUGCUUUUUAAUCCUUUUGUCCCCUAACUAUGCCAUCCUGUCGGCCCCACAGGAGGACAGGAGGCCGAAACAGGACGAAGCCUUCUGUCGCCCUGUUCCUGGCAUGGCUUCCUAAGCGCUGAUGGAGCAGAGGGAGGCUAAGCUGUGGUCGGUUUUACUUGCAGAGCAUGUUGGUCGAAAAUUAAUCCCAAAGCGAUUGAGCUUUUCCCUCUGACCUAGAGGCCCACUGCUUAGGAGGGACUGCCAUACCUGAACCUGUAGCAAGAGAACUCUGUGCUCGUGGCAAUUACAAGAUCUUUUAAAAAUAUUUUUGUAAGUGCAGAUUUUUUUCAUGGGUUUUGGGAAGGGGUAGGUGGGUGUGUUUGUGUGGGGGGUAAUAUUAGUAGUCUUAAUGGGUUUUAUAUUUACCUUGUGUUUAUACCCAGUGUUCCUGAAAACAAUGCAAGGUUUACAUGUUUCUAAACAACUCAUUUGCAGGUGUAUUCUUAAGGUUUGAUUCCCCCCACGUGUCUUUUAAAAAGAGGGACAGCAAUCCUAAUAGUUUAUUUCUAAAAUCAAGGAUACUGACCUGCCUUCCACUGCAUUUUCUAAACGAUCUUCUUAUGGUGCCUUUUGAUUUUUGGUACUGCAAGAGAGAAUGUAUGGUUUUUUCCUGCACCUUGGAGAAUGACGUGUCAAUUCAGUUGUAAUAGUGUUGAUCUGUCAUGUCUGUAUGUUCUACAGUGAGAUAAAGCUUAACUUGAUUGUGCUGGAAACCUGUCACGGAGUUGAGCUCAGUGGAUAAUAUUUCCCAAAAAAGGGUUUGGGGAUUGCAGCCGAAGAAACAGGAGAAUUGCUACACUGAUGUUCUUCUCAUUUUUAUUUGUCCUUAAAAUAAUGGGCAACUAUUAAACACUCUGACGCAUGCUCGUAGGUUUCUUUCCUACAGGUGCUCCUCAGAUAACUUUUUAAAUGUACCUACAACUUCAAGAACUAAAUAAAAACUAUUGAAAAGCAA